Messenger RNA from Adineta ricciae, 1359 nucleotides. The record is from the annotation of a GenBank genome assembly. NCBI's taxonomy places the organism in Eukaryota, Metazoa, Rotifera, Eurotatoria, Adinetida, Adinetidae.
AUGAUGCAUAAUAUGGACUUGAAAUUUAUAUCACUCGCGUUUAUUUCAUUAUUUUAUGUUUAUGGAUCUCCCAUUGAAUUACACUCUAACUCAAUCAAUACGCUUAGUACAGUUUUAAAUGAUAUCAUUCAAGGUAAUGUGGCAAAUAUACAAACAGCUGAUCAAAUACUCAAUGCAUUGCUAUUGGCAAUAGGCAAUACUCUCUCACCUCCAUCGACAAGGGAACAAAUUAUUGAUGCAGCUGCUAAUGCAUCAAAUGCAAAAACAAAUUCGUCACCACCUAAUCUCAUAGAAUAUGCUGUGAAUUUGCUUAUUUUAGGUAUAGAUCCAAAUAAUGUUCAUACGAACAUUGCUUCUUUAACGACAUUCAAUAGUAUGACAAAUAACAAUCCUCAUUUAUUGAAUGUAAUCAAAGCUGAAGAUCCACAAUUCUCAGCGGAUGAAAAUAUUCUUCGAGCCGCAAUGUAUUUUCCCACUACAUUCAAUAUAUUGAAUAGCUCAGAUAUCCCUGCAAUCAUCAUGAUCCCUGCGACUGCCAUUCCGGGUGGUCAAUCAUGGGCUUCAAAUUAUGCUAAAAAGUUUGCUGAAGAAAAAAUUGCUAAUCCUAUGUGGCUCAACAUACCCUCAUUUACUCUCCAAGAUGCACAAAUUUCUGCUGAAUAUGUGGCAUAUGCUAUUAAUUAUGUUUCACAAUAUACAGGAAAUGGUAACGUAUCAGUGAUUGCUUGGAGUCAGGGCACGGUGAAUACUCAAUGGGCUUUAAAAUAUUUUCGUUCGACACGAAAAAUAGUUUCAGAUUUUAUUGCAAUUUCACCAGAUUUUCGCGGCACAGUUCUAGCUGAAGUCCUAUGUCCGAAAUUCCCACGGCUUCCUUGUGCACCCAGUAUUUUACAACAAAUUGAUAGCUCAACUUUUAUAAAAGUAUUGAGACAAAACGGAGGUGACUCUGAAAUUGUACCCACCACCACCGUAUACAGCGCUACUGAUGAAGUCGUACAACCUCAAAGUGGACCACAAGCAUCGGGACUUCUUUUGAAUGCAAGUAAUAAUCUCAUUCAAGAUAUUUGUCCUUUACAACCAGCAGGUUUAAUAUAUACGCAUGAAGGAAUGUUAUAUAAUCCACUAGGAUACGCUUUAGCUGUCGAUGCGCUCACACAUGAAGGACAUGCCGAUGUAAAUAGAAUGCUAAGACAGAAUCCUGCUAUCUGUCUGUUACUAACUACACCUGGUUUAACUGUCGAGGAUGUACUAAUAGCUGAAACUACAAUUAUUACUUUUGCACUCAAUAUUAUCACCUAUUCUCCAAAGCAAUUUAAUGAACCAUCUAUUAAAAAAUAUGCUUUAUCUAAUGCUAAUUGA